CGAAUAUUGACAUACGUCUUGCGAGUCUAGACAGAAAGUCAUUUGUUACGGGCAAAGUGACAUGUAAACAGUUGAUUUUCGCGUAAAAAUCGCGUGUGAUAGCGUCGCGACGGUGUCGAGCGCCUUUUCCGCCGUCCCCACGGCCUACUGUGAUCCCACGGCGAAAAAUCGUAUGUGUGCGUUUUUUUUUGGUGCGCGAUCGAGUUAACCUUGCUUCGGGACCGGGUGUCUUGAUGUGAUGAUGGUGUUUUUGUGCACGCGAGCCACGGCCUCUUGAUGGGGAGCGACUUCGAGGAAUUCGAGGUUUUUUGAGGGAAUUAUGUAAGAUGAAAUGGAGUGUGGAGUGCAAAGCGCAAUGAUCAGCGUGCCACCUGGUGGUGAUUCCGUGCCGCAGAGUCUAGCCACUACGGUGUUUCCCCCGCCAGACUCGGACCAGGCCCAGUUCGAGGCCGACAAGAGGGCGGUUUACAAGCAUCCGCUGUUCCCGCUGUUGGCACUACUGUUCGAGAGGUGCGAGCUGGCGACGCAGUCGUCGGACCCGCAAUCUAGCGAUGCGUUCAAUUUGGAUAUCCAGGCGUUCGUGCAGCACCAGGAACGGGACAGGAAGCCUUUUUUGGCGAACGAGCCGGAAAUUGACGGACUGAUGAUCAAAGCCAUCCAGGUCCUGAGGAUACACCUCCUGGAAUUAGAAAAGGUUCAGGAACUGUGCAAAGAUUUCUGUAAUCGCUACAUCACAUGUCUCAAAGGGAAAAUGCAGUCGGAAAACCUUCUGCGUUCGGAUUAUCCCCAAGACGUUUUAGGUGCAGCAGGUUUAAUGAAUAAUCUUGAAAAUAACAAUAACAACAUGAUGUCUCACGGGAACUCGGAAAGUGGGUCAGCUUCGAAUAGCCCUGUUCAAUAUUCCAUAAGUCCACCACAGCCGGUGGUAUCCACCGUCAUGGACCGCCAACUCGAAACCCCCUCGAACUACAGCGUCCCCCACUACAACGGCCCCACGCCGCCCCUCGCGCAGCCCCCCUGCGAGAACCUCGUGGUGCACGGCUCGACGCCGCUGUCGCAGAUCGGCGCCAACAUCUGCUCGGUGCCGGCCAGCGACACCUCCGGGCCGCUCUCGCCCGCCCCCACCACCCCCGGCGGCUCGAACGACGACUGCGACAGCGACUUCACGUCGCGCGGCGGCGGCGGCGGCAGCGUCGGCCGGAAGCAGAAGCGCGGCGUGCUGCCGAAGCACGCCACCAGCGUGAUGCGGUCGUGGCUGUUCCAGCACCUGGUGCACCCGUACCCCACCGAGGACGAGAAGCGGCACAUAGCCGCCCAGACCAACCUGACGCUGCUGCAAGUCAACAACUGGUUCAUCAACGCCAGGAGGCGGAUCCUGCAGCCGAUGCUGGACGCCAGCGCGCCGCCGGAGAACAACGUGACGGCGUCGCCGAACCACAAGAAGAAGAAGAACCAGAACAAUAACCGCAGGUUUUGGCCGCAGGACUUCGCGAACAUGCAGCCGCAGAUCGACAGCGGCAUGCUCUCCAGUUCCGACGACGAAGGCGACUCGUACAGCAGCGACGGCGAAGAAGGCAGCCUCGUGAUAGACUCCAACGCCCAGAACGAAAUCAACCAAAACGGGCACCAGGUGGACCCUCUCAGUUUCGCGAACAGCCCCGACACCGCCCCCGAAAGGCCAUGAACCAUUGACACUGACCCAGAUUGAAAUUCAUUCAUUGAGAGUUUCGUUUCAGAAAAUCAUAUCGAUGAGGCUACCAAAAACAUUCACCACGUUUGUGUUAAAAUCGGUCGAGACAAGACAAAAAUAAGGCUGAAUUAAAAUUGUAUGUUGAUUUAUCGAAACCUGUAUACGUAAUAUAUACCUCAAUUCCAUUGGACGUGUUUACGUUUUAAAUGUAUACGCAUUUUCAAAGUUAAUGCUCAUUCCAGUAUUAUGUAUAAAUUAAUAAAUAUUGUAAUAAAUUAUAAAUAAUCACUUUUGCAAGAUACGGCCCUCUAUUUCUCUCUAUUUACUCUCUCUUUGGAACCAUCUGUUUGUUUUCGUCGUUGUAUAAAUCGUUGUCAUUUUUAUUCUCAUCGUCGUACAGUAUUAGCGUAAGAUGUUUUUGAUUGAUCGGUGCGACAUUCGAAACACGAUUCGCACAUUCCAAUCUAACGAGAAUUUUAGUUUGAAUGUCGCGCUCAAAAAGUAUACUACUUGGAACUAAUAUACGUAAUUAUACAAUAAAUAGUUUAAGAUAUCUCAAGUUUCCAUCCAAAUCAUUGAAAAGCAUAUAUAUUGUUAGACGUAAGGGCCGAGAAGUUGGGGAGGUGGCGGUUAGAGGUCGCUCCAAUUAUUAUUUUCCUGUUGUGCACAGACCUGUGAUCGUCGUAGAGAUCCACAAAAACUUUUUAAUAUAGUUGUUAAAAACGCAAACUGAAUUAUAUUUCUAGGAUUUUUUUUUAAUUAUAGAAAAGUUAUAUGUAGAUUUGAAAACUCCAUUGAUAAAAACCACUUUGAUAAGGAUUUUAAAAAUCAUUUCUACUUUUUGUCGUAGAAACUUAUGUCAAAGCAUACAAAUUGUAGUGUUUAGUAAAUAUGUGAUUAAAGCCAGGUAAAAUAAGUCAAUUCUUAAUUCGACAAUUGUUUUAACGUAAAAAAAAAACAGAAAUAUAAAUGUUGUUUUUGGAUCGCUGUGCUAAUAUUUUGAAAGAGAAUUUGAAAUUUAUUGUAAAAAAAUUAAUCAGUUUUAACAUAAAAAUAUAAAAUCUUAACGUGAACAUUUAAUUUGAAACUUAAACGUGAAUAAUUAUUAGAGAUGAAAAUAAUGAAAAAAAAAAGUCAAAGAUUAGAGUUCUACGGUUAUCUGAAGGCUAUAAUUUAAAUAUAUUUUUAAGUAUAUAGAUUGUUCUGUUUUUUAGUCGUUAUACAGAACUUAGUUUUUUUAAAUAAAACAUCUAAUAUAUAAUACAUAUUCUCAUUAGCCUUGUCGUAGAAUUUAUAACCACGGUUUAUUUUUGUAAUUCAGAUGGGACGUUCCCACGUUAUUUACAAUAAUUUCUGUAGAAAUAAAAAAGGUACGCGGUUUUAAUAUACAAGUUUUUAUAAAAAAAAAUCUCAGAUUUUUCAAACAGAACACUUGUAUUUUAUUACUGUUUGUUACUCUAUUUUGUGUCCUUAUUCUUCUACGAUGCCGAUGUGUUUCUUAAAAAAUAAAAAAUCGUAACAACUAUCAACUUUAAAUGUAGAAAAUACUUAAUAAAAAAGAUAGAGAAGGAAAAAUAGAAUAAAAUGUGAUUUGAGAAAAACUAAAAUAUAGAUAUCUGAAAAUUGUUGAAAAAAUAAAUUUCAAAAGCUUUUAAAAAAUACAGACAAUACAGGUUAUAUCUUCGAUAUUUUUCUUUUUUUGUAAUUAUUUUAAGAAAUAUUUUCGGUUCUAACAUGUUCACAACCACAUUUUUUUUAUUUUCAGAUUAUGAAAAAAAUUAAGAUGUGACAUAUCUAACAAAAAAAAACUGUUCUUUCCGUACAUUUGCAUAAUUUUGAAAGUAUUUAAACAUUAAUAGAAUGGAAAGUGUUUAGUAAGUUUUUUUUUGAACAUUUUUUUGUCAUGGAUGUUUAAAAAAAAAGAAUUAUGUAUUAAAAAGUUAAUUAUGUUAAUUGUAAAAACAAAAAGCCGCCACUUGGAGUUUACCCGCCAACUUCCCGGCCCGUCGUAAUUAUGUUGCCAUUCGAACAUCGGGCAUUAGAGACGAUGCCAUUUCCUUUUUUAAAACUCAUGUAUACGUAAAAUGCAGUGUAUAUACGUUUUUCUAGUUGCUGUAGUGCGUGAGAACUAGGUUAUUCCGCGCAUCCUUGGACCAAACACCGCCCAGCAAUAACCCAUGUUUGGUCCAAGGAUGGGCGCUCGCCCAUAUCGGUGUUACGUUUAUUAUUUUGCUAUGUCGGUCUGUGAUAACUUAACGAUUGCUCGAAGUCAUUACAAGAAGAAGAUGAAGAAGAAGAAGCGUUUAGAUAUGCAUUUGAAAUACCGUCAAUACGGUUUCGCUUGAUCCAUGAUAGAUAAGUGAGCUUCUUGUGACUAUAUGUAUACGCUAAAUACUCAGUUUAGAAUAAGGUAAUUAAGGAGAUAAAUCUAGGUCGAAUUAGGACUAUCUAGAAUUGUUUUUCUUUUCUUUUCUCCUCUUCGUCGGAUGUUAUACUCGAGGUGAGCUCAACGCCACUCUCUACUUUGUUCUCUCUAUUUUGAGAUCUUUCGUGUUGUUUAUCUUGUUUUUUGUUGAUGACUUGUUGGAGACAUUCGGUUCGGUGGCCGUUGGGCGGUUCUCGAGACUGUCAUCGAUUAUAAGAUGCAACAAGUAUUUUUUAUUGCAAUAUUUGUUAGGAAGCUAUGUGUAACUUUGAUUGUAUCAUAAAUAAAAAUCAAAUCAGAUUAA
Molecule: messenger RNA, 4419 nt
Organism: Zophobas morio
Lineage: Eukaryota; Metazoa; Arthropoda; Insecta; Coleoptera; Tenebrionidae
Product: homeobox protein PKNOX2-like
Exons: 7
Coding region: 332-1684 (450 amino acids)
Biological process (GO): regulation of transcription by RNA polymerase II
Molecular function (GO): RNA polymerase II cis-regulatory region sequence-specific DNA binding
Source: RefSeq, a predicted model, not a curated record